Molecule: messenger RNA, 3930 nt
Organism: Nerophis ophidion (straightnose pipefish)
Lineage: Eukaryota; Metazoa; Chordata; Actinopteri; Syngnathiformes; Syngnathidae
Gene: prox2
Product: prospero homeobox 2
Exons: 5
Coding region: 77-1996 (639 amino acids)
Biological process (GO): regulation of transcription by RNA polymerase II
Cellular component (GO): nucleus
Molecular function (GO): RNA polymerase II cis-regulatory region sequence-specific DNA binding; DNA-binding transcription factor activity, RNA polymerase II-specific
Source: RefSeq, a predicted model, not a curated record
CGUGCACUGCUCACACACCACGACCACGUUAUUCGUAAGGCUGUCAGCCCAGCAACAGAUUGAGAAUUUUGUGAACAUGAAUCUAAGCUCUUCUGACGAGAGCGGUCACAACUCCACUGAAGGUUGCCUCGAGGAUGACAAACACAAUGUCACGCUGCCCUGCUUACGCAGAAACAUCUACGAUGAACCGCUUGCUUCCUACUCCAACGGAUCCAUCAUAUCCCAACUUCUCCGUAAAACCAUCCACAGCAAAAGGGUACUAGAUGAAAGCCAUUUCUACCUUUCAAACUCUACUGCUACUGACUCUGGACAGGAGGACCAUAGUAGUGUGUCUUCAAAGGAUAGCACAGCAGAAGGAUCCUCCCUAAAUGGCCACAUUUCUACCAGGUGCAGCCCAGAUGGAGAACAUCCUAUGUCAGACCACCUGCAAGCAAAGAGAGCCAGGGUGGAGAAUAUCAUCAGGGUGAUGGCUGGUUCUCCCAGCAACAGACCGCAUGGGGACAAUGAGAGGCUCGAAAAUGAUGGCCGGGACACCAGAGAGGCAUAUCGGGAGAACAAACGUAAACAAAGGCUCCCUCAGCAUCAGGAACACAGCAUUGGAGGGCCGGCAAGUAGAAAACCUAAAAGUGACCACGAUGAUACGAACAACAAAGAGGAGGAGUGCCACAAACUAAAAGAGCAACUCCACAGCAUGCAAAGACUUCUACGUCAACUCCAGGAAAAAUUCCUUCAAGUGUAUAACCGGGAGGAAGCUGAUCAUGACAACAGGGAAAGGGCAGGUGUAGCAAUCGAGUGUGAUGACAGAAUCAAAGUAGUUGGUCACUUUGCACACCAUAGGGAGAAUCAGAACCUUCAGGAAAUCUUGAAGCAAGAGCUCUCUAAAGCUGUGAAUGAGUGCGUGGACAGGGUGUUUACAAAGGUGUCCUCAUCAGGGCCGGAUCUGUCCGCUCAACAGCGAAUGUGCCCGUCGCCAGAUAUGCAGAUCAGCUCAGGUACUGGCAGAAAGAACCAAUCAGACAGCUCCACACAUGAGCAGCUACAAACUGAAGAAUGUGCAGUCAAGCCCCACUCUUUAGAGUAUUACGAAAACUCUGAAAUGCACCAAGACCAGACCGAGGCCCUGUCACUGGUUAUUCGCAAACCUGUUGCGUCGCCUCUGAGCUCAGUAACCCCAACAGUGAAGAGGCCCUAUCCUGUGCACCAGACGCCAUUCCAGUUCAACUAUAGCACCCCUCUGCAUGAUAGUCAGAUUCUGGAGCACCUUCUCAAGUAUGGGCCACAUUCUAACUACGCGGGUCUCCACUGCAUGCCCCAUUCAAUGGACAGAUCCUCUCCAGACCCUGUGGACCUACCGUGGGACACCAUCGCAUUGAGAGCCAAGGUAACACCAGCCCACCUCAGCCACCACGCUUGUCCCUCUGGCCUGGGUGCAGUGACUGUUGACAAUCUAUGCCUUCCUCAUGUGAAACUGGAGUGUGGCGAUCUGCAGAGUAUGGCUGACAGACACUCCUACAUGUCUCUCAACAUCCAGGAGGGCCUCACCCCGAGUCACCUGAAGAAGGCCAAAUUGAUGUUCUUCUACACCCGCUACCCCAGCUCCAAUGUCCUGAAGACAUUCUUCCCUGAUGUCAAGUUCAACCGCUGCAUCACAUCUCAGCUGAUCAAGUGGUUCAGUAACUUCAGGGAGUUCUACUACAUCCAGAUGGAGAAGUUUGCCCGCCAAGCCAUUGUAGACGGCAUUACCGAGGCCAAAGACAUCACAGUCAGCCGAGACUCCGAGCUGUUCCGUGCGCUCAACAUGCACUACAACAAGGCCAACGACUUUCAUGUUCCGGACAAGUUCCUGGAGGUCGCUGAGAUUACUUUGCAUGAAUUUUACAAAGCCAUUUCUGCGGCCAAAGAUUCCGACCCCUCGUGGAAAAAGGCCAUCUAUAAGGUGAUUUGUAAACUGGACUGUGACGUUCCAGAUGAGUUCAAGACGUCUUCCUAUUUGUAGAACAAGGUGGACAAAAAAGGGGUUAGGAUUUUGGUGACAUUGGAAGUUAGCCACUGGAGUAUAAUCAUUUCUUGUAGUGCUUUUUAGUGAAGUGAAAUGUAGCUGUUGUUGGAUGACUACAGUAGGUAGCUUGUUAAUAUUCUUGUUGAGGAUUAUUAUUUGGUUGUGUAUAGUUUUUACUUGUACUUGUAUAAUAAGUACAGCUUCGGUACUAGUAGAAAAUUCAUGUGUGCCAAAUGUUUACAGAGAUGUAAUUCUACUUUUUUAGUAUUAUCAACCAAGGGUGGGCAUUGGAGUACAUGAGGAAAAUUAACAAUCCGUUGUCACCUAGUCUCAUUGAUUCAUGUUAUGUUUUUUUUUUUAUUCAAAUAAUACAAUAAAUAACUUCAUUGACCUCAUUCGAUUAUUUUAGCGCCACUGAAAAGAAAAGCACCAGUUCACAAUAAAAAGGUUAGCAUAGCACAGCAGGCAUAUUUUACGUCAAGGGUUUCAAACUCGUGGCCCAUAUUUUGUGGCCCUCCUACAGAACGUCAUAGUUUAAUGUAAUUGCACCCACACGUCCUGUGUGGCUAAUAGUUAAAUAUAUUAUAACAACAAACAAACAUCGGUCAAUACAAGGAGCAACUUACUGUAAGCAAGCGGUAUGUUUCUGACCAUCUUCUCGGAAACUUAACUGUUUUAUAGUUCAGGGUCACUACUUUAACUGCUGGUAGUUAACAAAUUUCGUCACACGGUUAGAACAUGAUUUUAAAGUGUCUAUACCCAGCAACCCUGACGUAAAUUAGGUUUAAGACCUCAGCUGUAGGUUGACCUACAAAUGUAUUAUAUCACCACCUGCUUAGCCAACAAGUUUUUAUGACAAUUAUAACAGCAAUAGAUUUAUAUAGCACAUAUUUAUCAGAAACCUAAAGUGGUAACAUCGAAAACCCAUCAUUCAUUCAUUAUAGAUUCACACAUUGGUGUAGUGUGGCGGUAGACUGACGUAUAUGUGACGUAUACCAAUCCGUGCCGACAGCCUCUUUGUGACCACUACCAAACAUUCAUACACCAGGAAUUAAGGUGCCUGAAGUGUCUUGUCCAAAGAGACAAGAGCAGUGACUUGGAUAGAAGUUUCUGGACAAAUCAACUGUAUAUCCUGAGCCACCUUUGGCCAACUAAACUGUUUUCUGGGGCGAACAAAAGGAACCAAAAAAUAGUAAGGCACAUUUCAUUUAUUCAUUAAUAUUUGAAAUAAGAGCUAUACUGUAUAGUGAGCAAAAAAAAAAAAUAUUUCAAAAUGUUGUCAUUGUACUGUACAUUUUCUGGUUAAUAUUUAUGGGGAAAUGACUUCCUUGUUAUCUUUUUUUAUGUUUUUGAUAGAUUUUUAGGUUUUCUCAUGUUAAUGACUUAAGUUGCCUGUUGUGGAAAAGAGUACAAUUUAGACAACCCUGGCUUAUGCUGUUCAGGUGAACUGGAGUUCGUCCCAGCUGAAGCAAGGUAGCAAAGUAGACCCUACUGUAAGUGUGUCACCUGUCAAAAACAGGACUCAUUUAAUAUUUUAAAAUGUAAACUAUUUGAGACUAAUUAAACAUUGCCUCUGCUGGUUGCAGCCAAGUAGCACUUCUCAUUUUGCCAUAAUUGAAUGGGAUUAUUCACCAAAAAUAAUUUCCUCACAAUUAUUAUUAUCACACCAAUCCCUUGACUUAAAUGGUUGCAUUGAGUUUUUUCACUGUUUUCCAUUGAUGUGUGUUGUGGAAAAAGCUGCACUUACACUGUAUUUGUCUUCAAUAUUCUGUGAUUAUGCUGUAACUAUUUGCUUGAUAUAAAGUGCAUAUGGAAAUAAUACAAGUUACUUAACUGUACAGCAUUUGGUGAUAAUGUUAGGUACAAUCAUUUCCAGAUCAUUUUAGUUGUGGACAUUGUAAUGGAUGAUGAUGUAAUUAAAGAUGCUCUAA